UUGUUUCCUGGCAGACGACUUUCUUUGAGACAUAGUGUAUCCACGUGUGUCUGCUGCUUAAGCUGCAAGUAUGCCAAAGAAAGGGAAAACGCCAAAGAGGUCUGAGGCGGACGUGCCACCUAAGCGCAGCAAGCCGGACAGUCCUUCCCCUUUCUGCUUCGACAGCCCGGCCAGCCUGUUCCAGAGCCUCAUCUCUCCGCUCGGGGUCCAGGAAUUUUUCCGGGAUCACUGGGAGCGGCGACCCCUGCUUCUGCAGAGGAGCGACCCAGCUCUGGCCGCCCGUUACCCGUCCCUCUUCCGGCUCUCGGACCUGAAGGAGCUCUGCAGCCGGGGCAUCGCGUACGGCAGGGACGUCAACGUCUGCCGCGCCGCCGGCGGCAAGAAACAGGUCUUGAACAAAGAGGGCAGGGCCAGCUACAGCCAGCUGAGGAAGGACUUGGAGAAGAAGAAGGCCACGAUCCAGUUCCAUCAACCCCAGAGGUUUAACGAUGAGCUGUGGAGGAUUCAGGAGCAGCUGGAGUGCUAUUUUGGCUCUCUGGUGGGGUCAAACGUGUACAUCACCCCAGAAGCGUCUCAGGGGCUGCCGCCACAUUACGAUGAUGUUGAGGUGUUCAUUCUGCAGCUGGAAGGAGAGAAGCACUGGCGCCUGUAUAAGCCCACAGUGCCCCUGGCCCGUGAGUACAGCCUGGAGGCCGAAGAGCAGAUUGGCAGCCCCACACACGAGUUCACACUCAAGCCAGGAGAUCUCCUGUAUUUCCCAAGAGGCACAAUUCAUCAGGCAGAUACCCCUGCUGGAGUUGAAUAUUCAACCCACAUAACCAUUAGCACCUACCAGAACAUGUCUUGGGGAGAUUUCCUGCUGGAUGCGUUUCCUGGCUUCUUGUUUGAUGCUAUGAGGACCGAGAUCCCCAUGAGAGCCGGCUUGCCCAGGAAACUACUGAUGGAUGUAAACUCAUCCGAUUCCACGGUCAAGCAGUUGGCGGGGUUUGUCCGAAGACUCGCGGACAAGAUCGAGGAAGGGCAGGAACUGAGGUCUGCGGACAUGAAGAGAGAUUUCAUCUCCAGCAGGCUGCCCCCUUUUCUGGAGGAUGGCUCCGAGGUGAUGCCAGCUGGGAAGAUGCCCAAACUGGAGGAUACCGUGAGGCUCCGGUUUAAGGACCACAUCCUUCUCUCCGUGGAGCCCAGCCGGGAGAGGACAGACGAGUCGACCGAGCUGGUGGUGUUUGUGUUGCAUUCCCUGAGGAACAGCAGGGAGACGCACAUGAUGGGAGAGCAGCAGGACGAGCUGAUGGACAGUGAAGCUGCCUGCCAGGCUCAGGGCCUGCGUUUCCCCUUGACCCACCUGAAAGCUCUGAGGCAGCUGCUGAACAGCGAGUCAGUCCCCGUCUCCGAGCUCCUGCUGGAGCAGGAGGCCGACAGACGCAGCCUGGCCCUGGCGCUCUGGGCAGAAGGCCUGGUACUUGUGAGCUAACAGAACGCAACAAACUGUACUGUACCGUUUCUGAAUGAGAGGCUAAUUAUGUUCUGAAAAUAAAGGCUUAAAUGCAGUGUUUCGGCCUAUGGAAACUUCUACAGGCUUUGAGAUGUCGUAGCCAAGA
Lepisosteus oculatus (spotted gar) is the source of this 1598-nucleotide messenger RNA. It is a transcript of the gene riox2, whose product is annotated as ribosomal oxygenase 2. Gene Ontology annotation, molecular function: histone H3K36 demethylase activity; histone H3K4 demethylase activity. The record is from RefSeq and is a predicted model, not a curated record. Gene Ontology annotation, cellular component: nucleolus. Lineage: Eukaryota; Metazoa; Chordata; Actinopteri; Semionotiformes; Lepisosteidae.